CUGCGUCGGCUUCUGCCAACCGUCUGUUUCGUACCUUGAUGAAGGAUGCAUAUAUCUACAGCUUGUCGCUGCAUCAAUCCUCCAACCGUUUGACUUGAUUGCUCAGCUCAACAAUAGAAAGCCAAACAAACAACACGAAUCCAAAAAAACUCAAAUAUUACAAAACACCAUCUUGUUCACAAACCAAGAAACGCCAAGAGGCUAGUUACCCUAUCUUGCCUUACCAUCAAACUUAUUUGGUACUUUAACUCAACCAUUUACACCCCGCUUGUUCGAAUCAAUUUACAGCGUGCGCUCUGGCAACCCCAGCAAUUUCCAACUACCAAACUUAUACUUCACACACAAUCGGCAUCAUGUCGCAAAACGAUAUCAGGCCAUCGCUGCCCACGCGCACCUCAACAUCCUCCAGUGUUUCCCGCAGGUCCAACCUCAGCCUCGACCUGUCAAACCUGCCGCCUCUGACACAACCUGUCACACCGACCAACACCCUACUCUUCACCAACCUUCUUGACCGCGACAUCUUCCGCCCCGACAACCUCGAGACUAUUCGCAACCUUGUCACAAAAACCGCUCCGAUACAUUCUUUCGCACCCCUAAAGUCUUUUGCGCGCAUCGUGAUUUCUUUCUUUUCAGAGGAGGAUGCCAUCGCCGUCCGUCGGGUCUGGGAUGGCGAAGCCACUAUGGGUGCGAGCUGCAACGUCUACUUUGGCCGCCCGACCCCUCUGGAUGUCAAAGAAGAGCGCCUCGCCCUGCCCGACGCCGGCAAGCUCUUCUUCAUCUCGCCACCGCCGUCGCCACCCCACGACUGGGAGAUGAGGCUAGAGGAUGCACCAAACAAGCUGGUGCACGCCGAGGAUCUGGCAGAGGCUCUGGCCAGGUUGCACCAUAACAAGGACGCUUCCGGCCUUAGCGGAGUUCAGACCCCCAUCUCGCCCACUGGAGGCAACACCAGGAGUCGCAGCUCUACGCUCAUCUUCCAGCCCGGCCAGGACGGCGCCUCGCCUGAGCUGCCCGCCAUCGCUAUCUGCGAUAUGACCGACGAGCCGGAGGAUGCAUUCAUGAGCCCCAUCGAUGUACCAAAGCCAAUUUUGGCCCAUACCGCACGACCUCCUGUCGAGCUUAUGCACGCAGCUUGAGCGUCAUACAUGGUCAGCUCUGCAUAAGUAUUAUUAUUACCUGCUUCUGGCAGCUACGGGCAACAGAACACCUCCUAGUCGGGGCAUCUUCAACUCAAAUAAUCCUCGGGAAGCAGCGGUAGUCGAUAACUGAUUUUUGGUCAGAUAUUCAUGUCUCGCGCAAAACGUUCGGGGGUUCCAGCGGUGACAUAAGCAAGCGCCCGCAACUGGGACGCGCUUCUUGCAGAUAUUGAGACGAAUGAGGGUUCCCUUGGGGUUCGGAGGAAUUUGUGGAAUUAAAACUUGUUAAAAGUCGAGAUCGGGAGUUACAAGGCGCUAUACGAAUACGUUCUGGUCGUGGGGAGACCAGAUUAGACCAGAUAUUGAAAUUAUGCGAGACGAUUGAUACCACAAACAAAAAUGUUGUUAUUCAUGAUGCACAUAAAUCAGGCCAUUGUUCCAAGACUUUUGAGGUUAACUGCAUCGCCUGCUUGAGACGAGAUUCAACAUACUCUACUACGUAUGUACCAUGGAAGAUAUCUAGAUAGGUAAGGAUAGAUAACCAGCUAGGUCCAGGUAGUUAUAGCUCCACGUUUCUCUGUUGAUUACAUGCAUACUAGCAGGACU
Messenger RNA from Pyricularia oryzae 70-15, 1742 nucleotides. RefSeq lists its product as uncharacterized. Lineage: Eukaryota; Fungi; Ascomycota; Sordariomycetes; Magnaporthales; Pyriculariaceae. The record is from RefSeq and is a predicted model, not a curated record. Gene Ontology annotation, cellular component: cytoplasm; nucleus. The transcript has a single exon. Gene Ontology annotation, biological process: calcium-mediated signaling. Gene Ontology annotation, molecular function: calcium-dependent protein serine/threonine phosphatase regulator activity; nucleic acid binding. Bases 354 to 1136 code for a protein of 260 amino acids.